This is a messenger RNA of Bursaphelenchus okinawaensis, 2993 nucleotides long. The record is from the annotation of a GenBank genome assembly. NCBI's taxonomy places the organism in Eukaryota, Metazoa, Nematoda, Chromadorea, Rhabditida, Aphelenchoididae.
AUGACCGCAGGACUUGAUGAUCGUUUUGGAAGACGACGUGUGUCACUUAUCAGCUUAUUAUAUAUGAAUCUCACGUCAUGUGCUCGGCUGAGUGCCCGAGGGCAUGGAAUGAAUGAAGCGGUCAUUUCGAUCGUCCUUGACUCAGUUUUUCUUUCUUUGAUUAGGUAAUAUGUUGUUUAGUGUGAUUCACGUGUGGAGGAGUUGAGGAGAACCGGUUUGGUGCCAGUCACUUCUUCGAAUCUCUUCAGAAGCUUCAACUCUAGGCGGGUUUUCCAUUCGAAAACAGAAGACAUCUGAGCUCGUCUUUUUGCCUCCGAGCCGGCUUUGCGUGAUCGUUGUUUUUUUAUUGUGCGUCUACAGUGUUCGCUGCUGGGCGACGUGAAGUCGUCGUCGCUGGGUGUUGCGUGAGACUCUGUCGUUUAGGUCACGCUGGAUAUCGCUCAAGUGUUUCAGGAUUGGAGAUCUCUUGUUCUACCUACCUCGAGGGCCCUAUGCGUCUAAGCGUCGGGAUCACGGACCUGUCGACAACGACGCGAACCUGGAGCAGCCUCAGGUCGCGGUUGUGAUGAGCGACAGGGCCUUGAAGGCGAACAGUUAUGGCCAUGGUCUUGGCCGUUCUUCAACGAUUGGCCGCGUGAAAGUACUUUCAACAAUUCUUGGUCGUUCUUUGUAUGUCCGGUUACUUGGCCACUCUGUCAUCAACCAGAUUCUACUAGUUAGUUGUUUAUUAUUAGUGUUUACCCCUCCUUGUUUAUGUUUCAUACCAGAGAAGUUCGACGUUUUAAGCGAACAGGACUUUACGAACGCCGAACACUUACUCAAAGGUACGGUAACACACGCUCGUUUACUGUGAUUCAGACGAAAUAUUUAGAGAUUCCAUUCCCAUCGAAACUGUCAAUGAUUAUAAAUCCGAUAUCAGAGGUCCAGUAGCAGACAGGAAACGUUUCAAACGAAACGGGGUCAGUAGGACGACCAAGCUCUGGCCUCAAGGCAAAAUACCGUACGCGAUCUCACCCCACUACACAACUCACGAAAGGGCAUUGCUGGCUAGGGCAGUGAAACAGGUAAGGGGUGUCAUUGUAGCUUUAUGAAAUUGUAAAAUACUUUUUGAAGUUACUUUUUUCUAUUGAAAGAACAUUAGUCUUUGGUGUUCAACAAGUUAUCAAAAAAUAGCUGAAAAAAGUAAAAAUGUUAUUUGAAACACAAUGCCAAUCGCCAGCGAAACCAGAGUUUGAAUUUAUUUGCAAUAUGAAAAUGGCUCAAAAUGAUUAAACUUCUUGGAAUAACAUUAGAACCUUUCAAGACAAUGCAACUACUUUACUUUUUAAUAAUCAAGGAUUUCAGUACCACGAGAAGACCUGUAUCCGGUUUGUGCCACGCGUGGGUGGCGAAGGGGACUAUCUGUUCAUUGGCAAGGUCGAUGGGUAAGGUCCUGAUCCUUCUUAUUUCCAAAUUUUAGUUGUUUUUCCGAGGUCGGUCGCACUAGUGGUGUACAGGUACUAUCUCUGGACAAUGGGUGCAUGGAAUAUGCCACAAUCAUCCAUGAGAUGAUGCACGUGGUUGGGUUUUACCAUGAACACGAACGAUGGGACCGUGACGCCUUCAUCGACAUCAUCUGGCAGAAUAUCGACAGAGGUUUGACUAUAAUUUCACUUAUGUUUUGCUUAUUUGUAUUAAUAUUUAGGUGAAAAAGUCUGUAGAGUAUUGCCCACACGACUAAAAAUAUCUUUUCAAACGCAUCUUAUAAAAAUUUUUGAAAAUUUUGAAACUUUUUUAAAUUCUUUGUUCUUACUGUACUUCAGGAGCACUAGACCAGUUUGGCAAGGUAGACCUGAGUAAAACCUCUUACUAUGGCCAGCCUUACGACUACAAGUCCAUCCUUCACUACGACAGCCUAGCCUUCUCCAAGAACGGCUUCCCAACUAUGUUGCCCAAGAAACCAGGUAAGGUGAAUGUACUGUAACCGCCGAUUUCAGGGCUAGCCACCACCAUCGGAAAUGCCAAAGACUUUAGCGACGUCGACUUGGCCAAAAUUAAUCGUAUGUACAAAUGUGACCGACGGCCAUUAAAUGCGCUGUUUGGAGCGGCCACUAACAACCAUGUACAUCCGAUCUACAGUCAACCAUAUGUCAGGGGGUCGAGUCGACCAUCGUCCGUGGAGAGCAACCUAAUAUAUGACACUCGACGACCUCAGCCGAAUGUUGGUGAGUUAUUUGUUCCUCAAGGAAGCUGUUCUUUAUUACUUUUAAAUGACAUAAUUUGUCAUCGCCUGCUUUUGAUACUGUAGUAUUUGGUGUAGAAAAGCAUACAAUGAUAACACAGUACAAUUACUUGUGACAUUUUUAAAAUCAUCGCAAGCUGAUAAACUUUACAUUUAAUUUUCAGUCUGCGAAGACAAGAUUACGGUAUGUUGGUGGACCCAGGACCGGUGCUUGUCGCCAAACAUCUACGCCAUGAUGAAGACCUUGUGCGCCAAAACUUGUAAAUUCUGCUAGCUACUACUCCCAACUUCUCGAAAUGAUACUCCGUUAUUGUCUGUGAAUAAACGAUUGUUAUUACUGUAGAUAACCGGUGUAAGGGUGGCUUCGGAUCCGAACAAAUGUCGUUGCUCGCGGGUUCCAAAAAAACUGCAGCCGGCUGCAAAGAAGAGGUCCGAAAAUAGCGUGCGUUUGGUGGAGACGGAGACAGAAGCCAGCGUCCGGGAUCCGAGCCGGUUUGGUGCGUCGGCCGUCUUCUCAGCGCCUGCGGUCUCUCGCCCUCUGAAUGACCACUGUCCAUUUGGGAGGGGGAGAGCAGGGCCUUCCUCUUCGCUUGCUAAAAAUACUUGUGACCUAAGGGCUUUUCGUCGCUCAACCUUUGCACUUUCCAUCGUAACAGUCACGAUCUUGAACUUUGCCUGCCUUCAGAAGCCGCCAGCUGACACCGUCGGUCAGCAUCAUGACCUCCUGGCAGGAGCACAUGUGCAAGCUGCAGCAACGCCUCAUGGAAAGUAG